AUGGCGAACUCGUCCCCGAUAGCUACAGCUACAGAGCGUCGAAUUCCACAGCCGAACAGCAGGGAGAUGCCGUUGAUCACGAAUGUCUCUGACUAUGAGGAGCUUGCAAGGCAGAAGCUGCCUAAAAUGGUUUAUGACUUCUAUGCCGGGGGUGCAGAAGACCAGUGGACACUCAAGGAGAAUAAGGAGGCAUUCUCCAAGAUUUUGUUUCGACCACGGGUGCUGAUUGAUGUGUCUCAUAUUGACAUGUCUACGAGUAUACUGGGUUACAAAAUUUCCAUGCCUAUUAUGGUGGCUCCCACUGCUUUGCACAAACUGGCCCACCAAGAAGGAGAGGUUGCUUCUGCCCAGGCAACAGCUGCUGCAGGAACUAUAAUGACAUUGUCUUCAUGGUCAUCUUGCAGCAUCGAGGAAGUUAACUCAAGUGCACCAGGACUUCGUUUCUUCCAACUUUCAGUAUUCAAGGACAGGGAUAUUGUGCAACAACUUGUCAGAAGGGCAGAAAAUGCUGGCUAUAAGGCAAUUGCCGUCACUGUCGAUGCUCCACGGCUUGGUUGCAGGGAAGCUGAUGUCAGGAACAGAUUCACGCUGCCUGAAAAUGUGGCAUUGAAAUGCUUUGAAGGACUGGAUCUCAGCAAAAUGGACAAGACUAAUGCUUCUGGCCUUGCUGCAUAUGUCACUAGUCAGAUUGACAGCUCUCUUUCUUGGAAGGAUAUCAAGUGGCUACAGAUGAUUACCUGGUUGCCUAUCUUAGUGAAAGGAGUCAUAACAGCAGAAGAUGCUCGACUUGCUAUUGAAUGCGGUGUUGCUGGCAUUAUUAUGUCCAACCACGGGGGCCGCCAGCUAGACUAUCUUCCUGCAACCAUCAGCUGCCUUGAAGAGGUUGUAAGAGAAGCAAAGGGCCGUGUGCCUGUGUUCCUUGACAGCGGCAUCCGCCGUGGCACUGACGUGUUCAAGGCCUUGGCACUGGGAGCCUCAGGAGUAUUUAUUGGAAGGCCUGUACUGUUCGCCCUUGCUGUGGACGGCAAGGCUGGGGUGAGGAAUGCACUGCGAAUGCUGAGGGAUGAGCUCGAGAUCACCAUGGCGCUGAGCGGCUGUACGUCGCUGAAAGAUAUUACCCGCGAUCGCGUUAUCACUGAGAGCGACAUGAUCCGUCGAUGUAGGCUUUGA
Miscanthus lutarioriparius is the source of this 1170-nucleotide messenger RNA. The record is from the annotation of a GenBank genome assembly. Lineage: Eukaryota; Viridiplantae; Streptophyta; Magnoliopsida; Poales; Poaceae.